GUCCGAGUCCCGUCUCACUGCUCGCUUCAGCGACAUCGCCCCCCACCGGCCCUGCACCUCGCGCCUGCCCACCCUCCUGGCUAGAACUCACACCUAGAAUCGCACACGAUGUCCUCCUUCUUCGGCCUCGGCAAGACGCGCACGUUCAAGCCGCGCAAGGACGUCCCGGAGGGCACCAAGCAGUACCAACUGCGCAAGUACGCCGAGGCGACCCUCGGCUCAGGCAACCUCCGCCUCGCGGUGCAGCUCCCGGAGGGCGAGGACCUGAACGAGUGGCUCGCGGUGCACGCGGUCGACUUCUUCAACCACCUGAACAUGCUCUACGGGACCGUGACGGAAUUCUGCACGCCACAGGAGUGCCCGAUCAUGUCUGCCGGCCCAAGAUACGAGUACCUCUGGGAAGACGGCGUGCGAUACAAGCGGCCAACGAAGCUGCCUGCGCCGGAAUACGUCGAUGCACUGAUGAACUGGGCGCAGGGUCUCCUGGACAACGAGGACGUCUUCCCGAACAGGAUCGGUGUACCGUUCCCCAAGAACUUCCGUGACACGAUCCGGACCAUAUUCCGGCGAAUGUUCAGGGUGUAUGCACACCUCUACAGCAACCAUUUCGACCACAUAUGCGCGCUCGGUAUCGAAGCGCAUUUGAAUACCAGCUACCGCCACUUCUUCCUGUUUGUACACGAGUUUGACCUGGUGGAUAAGAAGGAGCUUGCUCCGCUAGACGAGCUGAAUGACGCGAUCCUCGCUGAAGACAAGACGAGAUAGCCGGCGGGCUGUGCGCGGGAGUGCACGUUGGUCGGCGUGUGCAGUCAGUCGGAGGCAGUAGCCGGAUGGAGGUGAGACGGAGGCACGGGUCCGCCGUCGGAUUUACAGCGCAGGUGUACUAUGUGAGCGACGGUGGCGUGGAUGCGGGAAUGCUGAUACCCCUCGAUGUAUUUUUGUUGUUGAUGAACGAUGUAUCCCGACGGCCGCAAGCAGGCGGAGAGGAGUUGAAACUUGAG
Molecule: messenger RNA, 1001 nt
Organism: Rhodofomes roseus
Lineage: Eukaryota; Fungi; Basidiomycota; Agaricomycetes; Polyporales; Fomitopsidaceae
Product: Mob1/phocein
Exons: 9
Coding region: 109-765 (218 amino acids)
Biological process (GO): positive regulation of protein phosphorylation; signal transduction; cell division
Cellular component (GO): cytoplasm; nucleus
Molecular function (GO): protein kinase activator activity
Source: RefSeq, a predicted model, not a curated record